AAGGCUUGGCCUACGUGGCAGCCGCUGGAGCUGCCGACGAGGAGCGAGGCAGGCCGCCGGGCACUUCCUGUGGAGGCCGCAGCGGGCGCGGGCGCGGGCGCCGAGAGGCCGAACGCCGAGCGAGCGAGCGAGCGAGCCGAGCCUCCCGCCGCCGCCAUGGGCCAGAACGACCUGAUGGGCACGGCCGAGGACUUCGCCGACCAGUUCCUCCGAGUCACGAAGCAGUACCUGCCGCACGUGGCGCGCCUGUGCCUGAUCAGCACGUUCCUGGAGGACGGCGUCCGCAUGUGGUUCCAGUGGGGCGAGCAGCGGGACUACAUCGACAGCACGUGGGGCUGCGGCUACCUGCUGGCCUCCUCCUUCGUGUUCCUCAACCUGCUGGGACAGCUGACUGGCUGCAUCCUCGUGUUGAGCAGGAACUUCGUGCAGUACGCCUGCUUUGGGCUCUUCGGGAUCAUAGCCCUACAGACGAUUGCCUACAGCAUUUUAUGGGACUUGAAGUUUUUGAUGAGGAACCUGGCCCUGGGAGGCGGCUUGUUGCUGCUCUUAGCCGAGUCCCGUUCGGAGGGGAAGAGCAUGUUUGCGGGUGUCCCCACCAUGCGCGAGAGCUCCCCCAAACAGUACAUGCAGCUCGGGGGCCGGGUCCUUCUGGUCUUGAUGUUCAUGACUCUCCUUCAUUUUGACGCCAGUUUCUUCACGAUUCUCCAGAACAUCGUGGGCACCGCUCUGAUGAUCUUAGUGGCCAUAGGCUUCAAAACCAAGCUGGCCGCCUUGACUCUGGUCGUCUGGCUGUUGGCCAUCAACGUGUAUUUCAACGCCUUCUGGACCAUCCCCGUCUACAAGCCCAUGCACGACUUCCUCAAGUACGACUUCUUCCAGACCAUGUCGGUCAUCGGAGGCCUGCUCCUGGUGGUGGCCCUGGGCCCCGGCGGUGUCUCCAUGGAUGAGAAGAAGAAAGAGUGGUAACAGACCCUUCCUGCCUGGCUGAGACCCGCGGCCAUCGAGGACCGGUUCGGGGUGGAUUCGACGAAACUGCCAGCAUUUAUGUAUCCUCUUCCCUUCCCUCCCUUGGUAAAGGCACAGAUGUUUUGAGAACUUUAUUUGCAGACACCUGAAAAUCGAUGGCUCAAUCUGCUCUGGACUCACGACCUGGUAGCUGACCCUUCAGAGCUGGCCAGCUGGUUAGCACCUCCCUCCCACGGCAAGGCCUUGGCUUCCAGGCCUGAGCAGCUGGGUUGGCUGUGGCCUCUCCGUCCUAUUGUCUCUCUCUGGGUGGUGGGGGGCCUUCGAGCUGUACUGUGAGCAGAUACAUCUGUGUACCAUUCAAAGCAGUCUCCCUCUUAUUUUUUUUUUAAAGUUUACGUUUUUAGCUAAAACUACUAAAAUAUUUGGGAUGGCCCAGCCAAACAUCAAACACACUGUCAGACUCCCUGGUUUAAAAUCGCGUCAGUGGCUUCCACGUUGUUUCUGCCCUGCCUUGUAACACUUGAGACAGUGAAAAUACCUAGAGAAACCCAAACCCCAAAGAAUGAGGCAUUCUAUUAGAGGGGCGAUGGUUCAUGGUACAAGUCGUUGAUUAAUCAGAAAAUCGGCUCGGACUGCCGCUCAGUCGUUUAUGGGGUCACACCCCAGGAGCUCACGUGGCUCAUCGUGGGGUUGUAUGUAUUAGAAGUCCUCGAGGAAGCAGCCCGGAGCCAGCAGGGACCCGCACGCCCCCAGGCCCGGCUGCGGGGCAGGGCAGUGACAGCGCCAGCUGGCAGACCAGUUACCUCACACUUGACCUCGCGCAGCCUCGGCUGAAGCCACGCGCAGAGCUGGCCCUGGUCACCACCACACUGCCCCCGCCCCCCGUUUUUCUUUGGCUUGAGGAUUCUCCCAGGCUGUACAGCCACGACUUACCUUUUCAGGAGGCUGUUGCUUCCUCAGAUCGUCUAUUUGCUAUGCUGAAUGCAGCCCAAAUUACUUUUUACGAUUUGUGAUGCCUUACCGAUUGGAUCUGACGCCUGUAUUUAAAGUUUUCUAACAUUGCCUUACACUGCGUUUCUCUUCAAGGGGGUGGGGGUGGGGGGGGGCGGGGUGAGUGCCAGUGACUGUUCUCUGCUCGUCCUCGUGUAGUGAAGGCCACCAGGGGAGUUGGCACACCUGUGUCCCCCAUUGUUUUCUCCCUGAUCCCACGGGGGCAGGCCAACGUGGCCAGGCUGACCAGACGGGACGAAGGCCCGGAGGACCGUCAGCCCGGCCUCAACUUGUCUUUCCUCUGGUCGUCAGCUAGGUCUGCAAGCCCGAGGGCCACCCCCAGGGCUGCUGGGGCCAGUCCUGAGUCAGGCUCCAUGUCUACCUUUCAGACCAGAGCCAGCGUCAGGUGGGGAGACCCCAUUUCCCCUGUCGGCUUCACGGGCAGGGUGAGGCUGCCUUUUGUCUAGCAGUGCUCUGAGAACUGUACCUGGCUCUGCCGCUGGACCCACCUAACCCCAGGGGAGUGAUGGAGCACCUUUCACACCCCACCUGUGUCCCAGCCACAUCCUGAAUGUUUAGACAAAGCAAUGGCUGAAGGACGGGGCGUUUCUAUUACCAGUCACUCGCUACACGUAGGAGGGUGGUUUCUCAACUCACUUUGUGACUCAGCUUCAGCCGGUGGUCUCUUGGUCCACACCCCCUUCCCUGUUAACACAGCACAACAGCCCCAUCCAAUGGCACCAUCAGCCAAGCUGGUCUCCCUGUGGCACUGUUUCUGGCAGGGUACGGGUUCUCGGCCCUGUGCUUGGGAGACCUUUGCUGGUUUGUGGUAACUAGGACUGAGCGCAGGAGGCCGAGUGGCGUGGUUGUGCCUGGUCAUCCUCGAUACCGGGGGUCGUUGCUGCCGCCCUGGAACCCUCUCGCCCCCAGUGGGCUAGUGCCUGGGCCGGGGGUAGACACCCUUGUGAGGAGGAGCGGAACAUACAAUCUACCAAUUGGUUUUGGCAAAGCAACUUCUGAAAAAUUUUUUGCUUUAUGUGGGAAAUAGGUAUAAAUCUCAUUUUAUGCUGUAUUUUAUAUCUUAGUUGUGUUUGAAACGUUUUGAUUUUUGGAAACACAUCAAAAUAAAUAAUGGCAUUUGUUGUA
This is a messenger RNA of Hipposideros armiger (great roundleaf bat), 3102 nucleotides long. RefSeq names its product surfeit 4 (gene SURF4). The coding region runs from base 157 to 966 and encodes 269 amino acids. The record is from RefSeq and is a predicted model, not a curated record. Gene Ontology annotation, cellular component: membrane; endoplasmic reticulum-Golgi intermediate compartment; endoplasmic reticulum. Gene Ontology annotation, biological process: Golgi organization. Lineage: Eukaryota; Metazoa; Chordata; Mammalia; Chiroptera; Hipposideridae. The transcript is spliced from 6 exons.